AUGGCGACACAAGAUUCCCAGUCAAACCGCGAAGAAGGUUUUAGUACCUCACCUGUCAUGGCUCACCUCCUAAAUGCUGUCGCUUCUGAAAUCAAAAAACGAAACCCUUCUUUUAACCUCCAACCACGCCACUAUUCCCUUCUUGAGCGCCACCUUCGAUAUCUUUUUCCCACUUUUCACACCCCAACGCAUCCUCCUUAUGCCUUGAUGAUAAGCAGGGCGAUAUUAGGGUUGAAAGAGGAGACGGGAUCCACUAAGGAGGCAAUAUCGGAGUUCAUUAAGAGGGAGUACAAUGAUUUACCGUGGGCUCAUGGGAGGAUUCUAAGUGUGCAAUUGGAGAAGCUUUGUGAGAUUGGGGAGCUUGAAUUUGUUUCCGAUUCGAGGUAUGUGCUGAAGGUUGAUGAGGAAGUGAAAGAACAAUUUCAAGGUAACGAGAAGAAGAAGAGGAGAAGUAUUAAACACUGGGUGGCAGAGAGAGAUGAAGGUCAACAACGAGGUAGCGGUAGGGGGAGGCCCCCUAAACUGGUUCAGAACACAAUCAACUAUGAGGCACAAUUACAAGACAAAGUUCAAGCUACACAACAGCAUGUUCGAGCCAGAGGUUGUAGAAGGCGUCCUAAGCCAAACCAUUAUACAAACCAAUUUGAGGAGCAGUUACAAUCUCAAGGUUUGGUAAACUGUCCUAGUUCAGGGAGGAAUGAUAACUAUAGUUUGGAGCAGAUGCAGUUGAUGGUACAAAGUCAAGGGAGGGAUCAUAAAUUAGAGUCAGGAGAGGCAAAGUCACCUGCAGAGUUAAGGGUUGGGUUAGGAGAGGUCUCCCAGUCUAAUGUUGAAGCAAACCAGAACCCUUGGUUGUUGAUGCCAGUAGCACGUAAAGUUCAAGAUUCCGAGCCAAAGGACAAAGAAGGUUCCAAUACCUCGCCUGUCAUGACUCACCUAGACGCCGUCGCUUCUAAAAUCUACAAACGAAACCCUUCUUUUAACCUCCAACUGUGGCACUACUCCCUUCUCGAGCACCACCUCCGAAAUCUUUCUCCCACUUUUCAUAGUCUAAUGCAUCUCCUUACCCGUUGUCUUCAAAUACUCACCGUGAUGCAAGAUUCUCAGCCAAACGAGGAAGAAGGUUUCAGUACCUCGCCUGUCAUGACUCACCUCCUAGACAAUGUUGCGUCUGAAAUCAAGAAACGAAACCCUUCUUUUAACUUUCAACAGGGCCACUACUCCCGUCUUGAGUGUCACCUCCGAAAUCUUUUUCCCACUUUUCACACCCCAACACACCUUCCUUAUGCCUUGAUGAUACACAGGGCAAUAUCAGGGUUGGAAGAGGAGAUUGGAUCCACUAAGGAAGCAAUAUCGGAGUUUAUUAAGAAGGAGUACAAUGAUUUACCGUGGGCUCAUGGGAGGAUUCUGAGUAUGCAAUUGGACAAGCUUUGUGAAAUUGGGGAGAUUGAACUUGUCUCGGAUUCGAGAUAUGUGCUGAAGGUUGAGGACGAAGUGAAUGAACAAUUUGAGGAUAGCGAGGAGAAGAAGAAGAGAAGUAUUAAACACUGGGUGGCAGAGAGGGAUGAAGGUCAGCAACAACAUGGUCGAGGUAGAGGUAGGGAGAGAUCUCCUAAACUGGUUCAGAACACAAUCAAAUAUGAGGCACAACUACAGGACAAAGUUCAAGCUAGACCACAACAUAUUCGAGGUAGAGGUUGUGGAAGACCUACUAAUCCAAAUCAUCAUGCAAACCAAUUUGAGGAGCAGUUACAAUCUCAAGGUUUGGUAAACUCUCCUAGUUCAGGGAGGAAUGAUAACCAUAGUUUGGAGCAGAAGCAGUUGAAGGUACAAAGUCAGGGGAGUGAUCAUAAAGCAGAGUCAAAAGAGCUUGAUGGGCAGGCACAAGAUCACUGCAAAUUCAAGUACGCCACCAGGGAGAUGAUGGACUCAGCAGUCCACAACUCCCACAUCCUAAAAAUCCAUCAUUUCUUCUGCUUCUUGUGCUUAUUUCAAUGCCUGUCUGCUUCAAAAUCAACUCAUUCAUUCCCCAAAGAAGCCCUUCCCACCAAGUAUGGUUACCUUCCAAUCACCUCCACUUCCACUUCUGCAAUUUUCUACGCCUUCUAUGAAGCCCAGAACUCCACUUUACCUCUCUCCCAAACCCCGUUUCUUAUUUGGCUCCAAGGUGGCCCUGGCUGCUCCUCCAUGAUUGGCAACUUCUACGAACUUGGACCUUGGCGCGUCACCCAAUCUCUCACCCUUCAACCCAACCCUGGUGCUUGGAAUAGAAUUUUUGGCCUUCUUUUUCUUGACAGUCCCAUUGGAACUGGCUUCAGUGUGGCCUCAACUCCCGGAGAGAUCCCAAAGGAUCAAAACGGCGUUGCAAAGCAUCUUUUUGCUGCCAUAACUAGGUUUGUACAGCUUGACCCUCUUUUCAAGCAUCGCCCUAUUUAUAUUACUGGGGAAAGCUACGCUGGCAAGUAUGUUCCUGCAAUUGGGUAUUACAUUUUGGAGAAAAAUGCACGGUUGCAGGUUUCUGAAAAAGUGAAUCUGGCUGGUGUGGCAAUUGGGGAUGGGUUAACUGACCCCGAAACUCAAGUGGCUACUCAUGCUGUGAAUGCUUAUUAUGUUGGAUUGAUCAAUGAGAGGCAAAAGAAUGAGUUGGAGAAAGCUCAAUUGGAAGCCGUUAGAUUAGCCCAGAAUGGGAAUUGGAGUGAAGCAACUGAUGCUAGAAGCGAAAUCUUGAGAAUGCUGGGAGAGAUGACCGGGUUGGCUACUUUGUAUGACUAUACAAGGAAAGCUCCUUAUAUGGAUGAUUUGGUUGAACAAUUCUUGAACAUUGCUGAAGUGAAGAAGGCCCUGGGGAUCAAUGAAUCUUUUGUGUAUGAGAUAUGUAGUGAUGUUGUUGGGGAAGUAUUACAGGCUGAUGUCAUGAAAAGUGUAAAACAUAUGGUGGAAUACUUGGCGAGGAGAAGCAGGGUGUUGCUAUAUCAAGGUCAGCAUGAUUUGAAGGAUGGUGUGGUUCAAUCAGAGGUUUGGGUGAAGACAAUGAAAUGGGAAGGGAUUGUGGAGUUUCUGAAUGCUGAAAGGAAGAUAUGGAAGGUGAAUGGAGAGCUUGCAGGGUAUGUACAAAAAUGGAAGUCUCUCACCAAUGUUGUGGUUUUGGGAGCUGGGCAUCUUGUGCCUGCUGACCAGCCUCUAAAUUCUCAAGCUAUGAUAGAGGACUGGGUUUUGGAAAGGGGUUUGUUUAGAAGGGUGUAG
Sphenostylis stenocarpa is the source of this 3243-nucleotide messenger RNA. NCBI's taxonomy places the organism in Eukaryota, Viridiplantae, Streptophyta, Magnoliopsida, Fabales, Fabaceae. The record is from the annotation of a GenBank genome assembly.